This is a messenger RNA of Ambispora gerdemannii, 1317 nucleotides long. The record is from the annotation of a GenBank genome assembly. NCBI's taxonomy places the organism in Eukaryota, Fungi, Glomeromycota, Glomeromycetes, Archaeosporales, Ambisporaceae.
AUGAACAAAUUUGGCAGAAUUAUUUUUGAAAGGAAGGAAAAUAAUUCAUCUUUACCAAAGUUCGAAAAAUUAAUCAUUAUACGAGAAGAAGUUAAUUCAUCGGAUUCGUUGUAUACUCCACCGAUAUCCCCAACUUCUAAAAUUCAUCAAAGUCAGACUCCUUGUAGUAAUAGAGAAAAUCAAGAUUCAACAACUUUUUCGUCAAAUUCUUCCGAUGAUUAUAAUAUGGAAGAUGCGACUCCACUUAGUCCAAGAAGUUUAGGAACCAAUACUAAUAAUAAUUUACCUGAUACGAAAUUAACUCGACCGGAUAUUCCGCAAUCCGAGGAAUCGCAAAGCAAAUUACCAAAAAAUAAAUAUCGAUUCACUUUGGAAGAAGCAACACCUGAAUUGUUGGCAAAAUUAAAUAUCUCGGAAUAUAGUCUACAUUCACCGUUUGCGUCCACAUUGUCUUCUCCAGCCACAUCCCUGAACGGUCACGUGGAAGCCACAACCGCUAAUCACGUGCUUGCUUCUAACCAUAAAAUGCCAACUCAAUCAUAUCAUCGUUCGAGAAAGAAUCCUUACCCAAUGCGAUCCCCAAGCAAAUCGUCAGAAGGCUUAAGUCUAAAUAUUGACUUAUUUUCGGUAUUCAGUCAAGAUCCCCAAAAGUUACUACAACGGGAUUCUGACAAGCCGAAAAGCGUGAGCGAUACAGUGUCGUUCUCUUCGUCGGAGUCAUUACAAAACAGCCCAAGAAUUGGACCAAAACGAACGCGUUCUCAUAAACCCAAAAACAAACGAUCUUCGCACGCAAUGCCAAGAGAAAGCCGACGAAAAGCCAAUUCUUUAGCUCGAGUUUUAGCCGAUCAAGGAUUAAUUGACUCGCCAUUUAGCUCAAUCGAAGCGCCAACAUCAGUUAAUGGAGAGAAAAAAUCUGUUCGAUUGCCACCACAGCCACAGAUCGAAUUUUCGCAACUAAUGAUCGAAUUAAAUAAUUUAGGACUGGAUAACGAUGUAUUGAAUAGUCGACCUAAAAUCGCGUGGAAAGGAGAUCCAUUAUCGAUAGAACAUCUCCCACACUAUGAAGUAUUGCAUCCGAACGAGUCGUACAUAGCUUCAACAUUCCGACUAACGCCCAUUCAAUUCUUGAAUGCGAAAUAUACCUUAAUAUCAUCUUCGAGACGAUAUAAGAGCCGUUCGCUUCCUUUUCGCAAAAGUGAUGCACAGAAAUUACUGCGCAUUGAUGUGAAUAAAGCGAGUAAGCUUUGGGAGCAAAUUAAAAACCUUCAUUCCGAGUUUCCUAAUAAGAAGAAACGAAAAAUCCGAAAGUUUUAA